AUCACCAUCACCAUCAUCAUGAAGUUACCUUUUACUCAUCCUUCAAAUCAUCAUCAUCAUCAUCAAACCUCUCAACCUACACCUUCUUCUCGAUCUCUGAUUCGGGUCGGAUUAUUAGCACUUCUGGCUUCUUCAAUCGCUUGGGUUUAUUAUAUUACUGAUCAAUCAUUCUUUACUACUCAUCAGGAUUGGGAUCAGUAUGUUUGGCAUCGUGAACUGGAUUGGACUCCAACUAAUUCUACUCGACUUAUAGUCGUGGGCGAUAUUCAUGGCAUGGUUCAUUCGCUAAAGAAAUUACUUCGUAGAAUAGAUUACAAUUCUACAACAGAUCAAGUUUUUUUACUUGGAGAUUUAGCAGCUAAACAUCCAUCUAUCGAUUCAUCACUCCAAACCAUCCGAUUUGCUCGUGAAUCAAACUUCACCGUCAUCCGAGGUAAUCAUGAUCAAGAUAUCAUAGCAUGGAGAAAUUGGAUGAAUGAGCAUAAAAAGUAUCAAUCUCAAAUCAUUGGGGAAGAUGAAUCACUUGAGCAUUUACCUGAGUUUAUGAGCGAUCAACCGACCAGCUCACUUAAGAGAAAGUUACCCAAGGGUUGGAAAUGGAAAGGUCAACAUUUCGAAAUCGCUCGUAGACUUCCUAGAAAGGAUUUCGAGUGGCUCUUGUCUCUUUGUUUGACUUAUCAUCUGCCUGCUUUAAACACUUAUUUCGUUCAUGCUGGCUUGUUAGCCUGGGAUCCAUCCAGAAGUGUUCGUGGAGCGAGUCCGACUUCUUUUCUAGACGAUCAAGUCCAACAUUCGAUUCUUCAAAUCGAUCAAAACAGAGAUCCAUUAACCCUGAUCGAAAUGAGAGGAGUACGAAAAGGAAGACGUCCUACUUCCUCUGGUAAGAAAGGUACACCAUGGUUCGAGCUUUGGAACGAAGCUAUGGAAGGAUGUGGAACUCAUCUGGGUGAAGAACCGGUAGGAGAAGAUGGAAAGUGUGGAGGACCUUUGAAUGUGAUUUAUGGACAUUGGGCUGCUAAAGGUCUUACACUUCGACCUUGGUCAUCUGGACUGGAUAGUGGAUGUGUUUAUGGACGUGGAUUGUCUGCUAUGAUUAUCGGUGGUGAUACUAAAGUGAAGGAGUAUCGGAAACUUGAACAACAAUCUAUCAAAGUACAAGGUCAGGAUGUGACAGUUGUGACGAUGAAAUGCAAAAAACCUUAGCGAUCAUUUUUUUCAAAGCAAACUCAUCUAUAUCUCUCUUGUAUCUGUAAUCUUUCAUCUGUUUUUUCUUCAUCACGCAACCACAACAAGAAGUCUUGUAUUUCGAAAACUUUCUUUACAGCGCUUACCUCAUGAUCUAUCAUUAAAAGACUUGACGAGAUGGUUCAGUUCAGUUGGAUCUCUUGUGAUUCUCUUUCUUUCUAGUAAUCUGAUUUGUGUUUUUCUUCUAGACACUACACAUAUAGAAAGCAUUUAUAUUUUCAAUGACUGAGGUGUUUUUUUUCUGUAUUAACCUAUACACUUUUCUUUACACUUUAAAAUCACUUCUUUUCCACUUCUGAUGAUUUGUUCUUUGUAGUUUUUUUUCUUUUUCCUUUUGUUUGUUGUUUUUUUUUGGUUUGAUUGUUCUUUGAUCAAAUAAAUACUAUACAAACUUGCAAAAUUGAAAUCUAUCUAUCAAUCUAUCAAUCUAUCAAUUGAAAUGUGGUCUUUGGUCUUCUUGAUCUGCGUUUACAGCUUGUUUCUUUUUUUACUUCUUCUAUGGUUUCUUGUGUUUUUUAUAAAUCAAUGAUUUUUUCUUGUCAUUAGAAAUCCAAUGCUGAUUGAUGUCUAC
Messenger RNA from Melampsora larici-populina 98AG31, 1816 nucleotides. RefSeq lists its product as uncharacterized. The transcript is spliced from 4 exons. Gene Ontology annotation, biological process: polyphosphate catabolic process. The record is from RefSeq and is a predicted model, not a curated record. NCBI's taxonomy places the organism in Eukaryota, Fungi, Basidiomycota, Pucciniomycetes, Pucciniales, Melampsoraceae. Gene Ontology annotation, cellular component: cytoplasm. Bases 19 to 1203 code for a protein of 394 amino acids. Gene Ontology annotation, molecular function: endopolyphosphatase activity; phosphatase activity.